Molecule: messenger RNA, 1753 nt
Organism: Aspergillus saccharolyticus JOP 1030-1
Lineage: Eukaryota; Fungi; Ascomycota; Eurotiomycetes; Eurotiales; Aspergillaceae
Product: L-glutamate gamma-semialdehyde dehydrogenase
Exons: 4
Coding region: 1-1734 (577 amino acids)
Cellular component (GO): mitochondrial matrix
Molecular function (GO): L-glutamate gamma-semialdehyde dehydrogenase (NAD+) activity
Source: RefSeq, a predicted model, not a curated record
AUGGCCUUCAAACUCUCCGUCUCUCAGCCCUCGCCCAGCAUGCGCUCGCUAGUACGUCGUGCUGCACGCACCUCACCCAACCAGGUUCGCGGCGCCGCCACCGUCCCCUUUCGACUGCCAGCCGCCCGCAACGAGCCUAAUCUGGACUAUGUGAAAGGCUCAUCCGAGCGAGCUAAGAUCGAGGAAACAUUGAAGCAGCUCAAAUCUCAGUUACCCCUCAAGAGCCAAAUAUACAUCAAUGGCAAGGCGCAGGCGGCUUCCAAUGCCACUGACCAGCCUCUUCCCGCCGAGCAUGCGACCACAUUCACCAACUACCCACUCGCCAGUCCUGCACAAGUCAAUGAGGCUAUUGACUUGGCUCUAAAGGCCAAGGAGUCAUGGCAGAAUACUCCUUUUGUGGACCGUGCAGCCAUCUUCCUCAAGGCGGCUGAGCUUGUGGCUGGAAAGUAUCGAUAUGAGCUCAUCGCCGCUACAAUGCUUGGUCAAGGAAAGAAUGUGUGGCAGGGCGAGAUCGAUGCUGCCGCGGAGCUUGCUGAUUUCUUUCGUCUGAACUGCAACUAUGCUGCCGAGUUGCUGGAGAAGCAACCGGACCGAGGCACGGAUGGAAUGUGGACACGCGUUGACUACAGACCUCUGGAAGGAUUUGUUUAUGCCGUUUCUCCAUUCAACUUUACUGCAAUCGGCGGCAACUUGAUUAGCGGCCCAGCUUUGAUGGGCAAUGUGGUGAUCUGGAAGCCUUCUCCGUCAAACGUGUACGCCAGCGAGAUCGUGUACAAGAUCCUCCUGGAGGCUGGAUUGCCGCCGAACGUUAUUCAGUUCGUGACUGGAGAUGCAGAGCAGAUUACACAUGCCAUCUUGAACCACCGAGAGUUCUCUGGUCUGAACUUCACCGGCUCAUCGGACGUUUUCCGGUCCUUGUACAGCCAAGUCGGCGCCAACAUUGGCAAGAAGGUCUAUAGGGACUACCCUCGACUUGUGGGCGAGACCAGUGGCAAGAACUUCCACCUGGUUCACCCAACCGCCGACAUCACCAGCGCCGCGUACCACACUCUUCGGGGUGCAUUUGAAUACCAAGGCCAGAAAUGCUCCGCCACAUCGAGACUGUAUCUUCCUGAGUCACGCGCGGAAGAGUUCCUGACUAAGUUGAAGUCUGAGAUUGAUGAGAUUACCAUUGGUUCCCCCGAGGAUUUGGGAGCCUUCAUGGGGCCUGUCAUCCACCGUGCAUCCUUCGAAAAGAUUAAGUCGGUCAUCGAUGCUAGCAACAAGGAUCCGUCGCUAGAGCUGCUUGCCGGUGGUACUUACGAUGAUUCCACUGGAUAUUAUGUUCACCCCACCGUGUACCGGGCCAAGAACAUUGACCACCCUCUGUUCGACACUGAGAUCUUCGGACCGGUACUGACCGUAUAUGUUUACCCCGAUGCGGAGUGGUCUUCCAUUUUGAAGAAGGUUGACCAGAGUGGUGGUGGGUUCGCUCUGACCGGCGCAGUGUUUGCGGCUGAUCGGCAGGCCAUUCGUGAAGCCGAGGAUACCCUGCGGUAUUCCGCCGGCAAUUUUUACAUCAACUGCAAGACUACGGCUGCUCUGAUUGGCCAGCAAUCGUUCGGUGGUAGCCGUGCCAGUGGUACCAACGACAAGGCAGGCAGCUCCAACGUUCUUCUGCGGUUCACGAGCCCGCGCACGAUCAAGGAGGAGUUCUUCCCUUUGACUGGAUUCAAGUAUCCCAGCAACGAGUGAGGGGGUUAUGAGUAAUGAU